Mesocestoides corti is the source of this 282-nucleotide messenger RNA. Lineage: Eukaryota; Metazoa; Platyhelminthes; Cestoda; Cyclophyllidea; Mesocestoididae. The record is from the annotation of a GenBank genome assembly.
UCAGAUGCCACUGACGGUAAGUCUGUCGCCGUUGGAGGAAAGCUGACUGGAACGCCGGAAAGGUCAGUUCACAUCGAUGAGACGAGAUUCGCAGAACACAUUAUUGAUGGUGUUGUAGACGGAGAUGAUCCUGCUGAAGACGAUGGUGGUCCACAACGGGAUUAUCGGAGCCACGACUCACGCGUUGAUGGUGUCUGCGUCCAUUCAAGUGGUAUUCAGCAACACUGGUUCCGAUUAUUCAACAGACUUGCCUGUCGGAGCAGGUCUGAUGCGUGGCAAUAG